ACUAUUUUUUUUCGUUUUCCUUUAUAUUCGUCGUUCUUGAUUAUCUCUCUCUCUUUUUAUUUUCUACUCUCAGCUAUAUUUUCAUCAUCACAUAUCCAUGAUCCAAGGCCGCGUUUACAGAUCGAUUGAGGAUCAAGUUGUCAGCGAGCCAGAGCUGCUGGAUGCGUCGCGACCAGGGGCUGGCAACCGCAGUGUUUUUGAAGUCUCAUUGAACAUUGUCAAUGCCACGGUAGGCGCCGGGGUGAUUGGUCUUCCGUUUGCGCUGAAAUUGGCCGGCUUUUGGUGUGGCCUGGCUCUAUCGUGUUUCGUGGCAGGGCUUACUUAUGCCGCCAUCUAUACAUUGAUUCUUUGCGGCCAACGAACCAGCAUUUAUAAAUUUGCCGAUUUAAGCGAAUAUGCCAUGGGCCGUUUCGGAUAUCAUAUGUUGAACCUCAUGGUAUUCGUCCAAUCGGCCGGCAGUUGUAUCAGUUACUUUAUCUUGGUAGCGGAUACGCUUCCUGUUUUAUUGGGGCUCUAUUUUCCGCAAUACCCUCAUCUCGCUGACCGUCAAUUAAUUACCGUACUUGUAUCCGUGAUUGUCAUUUUUCCUCUCAAUUUGUUCCGAUCCAUCGGUGCGCUGGCUCACUGGUCUGCGUUCUCGGUGCUUCUUUUACCAGUGAUGAUUAUCAGCGUCCUUAUUCGCGCUCCCGCUUACGCUCCUCAACACCAGGCUCCGUUAUCAGGCAUUGGCCAAGAUCCCGUUGCCGCGAUGGGCAUCAUGUCGUUCGCGUUUGUAUGCUCCCAGGUCGCCUUUGAUAACUUUUUGACGCAGAAGAACCAAUCCGUGACGGCUUGGAGCUUAACGUCGGCGAUAUCCACCAUGAUGAGUUGGACGAUUUCCAUGUUGUUUGCCUUGUGUGGAUUUUUAAGUUUCGGUAAUGAUGUCAGUCCAAACAUCUUUCGAGAUUUCCCUGUGGAUGACAACGUGAUCAACGUUGGACGGCUAGCACUGGGUCUUUCCAUGGUUCUCACCGUACCAAUGGCAUUUUAUCCUGCGCGCGAUGCAUUGCAAAAAUCGUUGGGUUUCGAAACUGCGGAUCGUCAGCCUAGUGCGUUGCAACAUUACAGCGUUACUGUGGUCUUGUUUGCCAUCUUUCUCUGUUUUGGUGUGAACGUGCGAUCGCUUGGUAAAGUGUACUCACUUGUGGGAGGACUGUCGAGCUCGUUCCUUGCGUACAUCAUCCCUGGUUUCGCGUAUAUUGUUGUUUUUCACCCUGAAUGGUUGAAGCGGGCCAGUUCACCGGAAAUGUUGCCUUUGAUUGGUGCAGAGAACCAAAAAGUUUAUGCACGUCCCACGUGGUGGCUGGAUGUUUGUGCCGUUACCCUUGUUCUUUUCGGUUCUAUUGUUAUGACAUUCACAGCCAUUUCCGCUUUCCAAUAAGCGCUAGCAGGCUACCUGAUCAUUCACAACUACCUUUUUUUGGAUUCAUCUCUUCUCAUUGUUCUCUGUAUAUAUCCCAUUGUUCCUCAUAUACCUUUGAUCCUCUUUCUCUUGCUCCAUAUUCCCUCCUCACGAUAUCCUAAUUUUUCAACUGCGACUUUUUUACUUCCUUCAAUAUUUAUCAAUGUCCAUUGCUCCUUCCAUUUAAGGGUGAAAAAUUGAUUUGAUGCAUCCAUUCAUCUUUUACUCUUUUUAUCAUUUUAUUCAUUCAUAUAAAAGGAAAUAAAACAGCAAUCAAUGUUUUGAUACUCAC
Messenger RNA from Radiomyces spectabilis, 1733 nucleotides. RefSeq names its product transmembrane amino acid transporter protein-domain-containing protein. Gene Ontology annotation, molecular function: amino acid transmembrane transporter activity. The transcript is spliced from 4 exons. Lineage: Eukaryota; Fungi; Mucoromycota; Mucoromycetes; Mucorales; Radiomycetaceae. The coding region runs from base 98 to 1420 and encodes 440 amino acids. Gene Ontology annotation, biological process: amino acid transmembrane transport. The record is from RefSeq and is a predicted model, not a curated record.